AUGUCAAGCCCGACAAAGGAAGUUGUGGCGGUUGGCUUGGGUGCUCCAAAAGGGAAGGAGCAUGGUGACCUAAGGAGGAAGUUGGAGCCAAAGAAACCUAGCCAAGGGAGAGCGGAGCUAGGGGACUUUGAGGUCGAGCUCGCAAGGGUGCAAUUGCGACUUAUCGAUGAUGAUCAAUGCUUCGAGGAGAUAGAGUCCCACCUUGAGGAACUUGAGUCUAGCAUGGACGAGGUUCGCGAGGAGAUGCAAGGGGCGCUAAAUGAAGCCAUCGACAAGGUGGUCAAAGAAGGUGAGUCUUCGAAAUCCUCCCUCCUUAGUGAAAUUGCCGCACUUAAGGAAGAGAAUGUAUUGUUGAGGGGUGAACUUGGGAAAUUAGUAGAGGAGUUGAGAAGGAUGAAGGGUGAGGUGGAGAAUUUGAGGAAAGAUAGGGAUUGUGAGUCCACUUCAUCCAUCCCUCUACUAGGCAAGGAGGAAGUCCCGAAGGAGAGUAGAUCUUUGCGAAUGUGUUAUUUUUGCAAAGGUCCUCAUAGAAGUGGUGAAUGCCCAAGGAGGAGUGAGCUUGUUGUAAGGGAGCAAAGCAACAAGGAGACUCCGUUGGAGCCAAGGGUGGCACACUUGGGUUCUUUACAAGUGCGUGGAGCACUUGGACGGAUGGAAACUUUGGAGGAGCAAGAUGAGGAAGCAGGUACCUCAUCAUCUUCUUCAUCAUCUUCAUCUUCAUCUUCAUCUUCGUGUUUGGAGAAGGACCUAGGGGAAUGUGGAGACCAAAAGGGUAUGGAGUUGCCGAAGGAGCUACCACCAAGGGAAAAGGUGGAUGGUGCCAUGGACGAGGGGUCCAAAGUAGCUGAAAGUCCGAGGGAAGUGGUUUCGCCGAAGCAAGGGAGGCGUAGACGACGACGCUCAAGGGGGAGCAAAAGUAGGUGCAAAGCCGAGGGGAUGGCAAAGUCACCUAGCCACAAAGACAAGGGGAAUGCUACUAGUGCACUAGAGGACAAGGCUGAAGGCAACACUUCGUAUGUAGGUGGACAUACGGAGGGGUCCUCCACAACUUCGCACAAGGGAGAUGCGAAGAGGUCUGAAGUUUGCUCAAGUGGUGUUGGGCAAGCGAAGAGGACGUGA
This is a messenger RNA of Manihot esculenta (cassava), 1119 nucleotides long. RefSeq names its product pinin. The transcript has a single exon. The record is from RefSeq and is a predicted model, not a curated record. The coding region runs from base 1 to 1119 and encodes 372 amino acids. NCBI's taxonomy places the organism in Eukaryota, Viridiplantae, Streptophyta, Magnoliopsida, Malpighiales, Euphorbiaceae.